AUGCAGUACCUAUACGAUGACGUUAUACCACCCUUUCGUUUCUUCACGAAGAUUGUGAUGCGGUGCGUCAAUAACGCCCUGGAUGAGGCCACGGCGAGUCACCGCACCGAUCACGCAGGAUUGUUUGCACCCCAUACAACUAUAGCGAUGGACAACCCAUGCUUGGUAGAAAUAGCUCCCGGCCUGGUGACGCGCGGCCCCGCUGUCAGUUCAAAACCUGACGGUUCCGUGGGAAAGGCCGAUGCGUCUGCAGAGAACAACAUUUCUGCUGUUUGUGUAGCUGGUGAUGUCAUGCUUUGCGGGUUUACAGAUGGGCGAACUACGCUGAUUUACAGCAGCCCUCAUGGGGGUCCGUUUGAGACAAUUGAGAUUCCACCGUUUACGCCGAACUCCACUCAGGUGGUUGCGCUGAGUUGUGUGCCUCUUCGAGAGGGGCACUGGGCGGUUUCUGUGAGCUACAAAACAUCUGUCUUUGUGCGCCUGGUGUCGCUGAAGCAGAGUGCGCAUCUCCCCAUGGUGCUGAGGAAGAGGAGCCAGCAGCGUGUCAUUGAGCUGCUCACCAGCGAGUGGCCAUCCUGCGACUAUGUGAGCUCGUUGCAGCUCUCACCCUGUCUGAAGUAUCUUGCAGUGGCGUUUAGCAACGAUGCGCUUGUUAUCGUUGCCGCGCUUCCACCUCUAGAGGUGUCCCGUCACAACAUGGGCGGCGGUCCUGAGCGCGUCGCGUUGGACGCCACGUGCCGUGUGAUAAAGGAAGGCCGUCCCGGCGGUAACUGUCAGGCCCGUGUCUUUUUUAUGCCGGAGCGGCCGCCGGGGGGUGUGCGCUCGGCCUUUUUACCGGGCUUGACAUUGAACGACCCUGACACGACGGCGAGCCCACACCACCCACUCUGUUUGCUGGUGUGGGUGAACGGCAACAGCUACACGCGUUGUUCCUUGAAAAGCGUCAGCAAUGGCGUCACAAGACGCCUGAAAACCAUUCUUGCACCAGAGCCAUCCACCACUGUGACUAAUUCCAAAAAAACUCCUUUUGCUGCUACUGCGGUAGGGGCGGGCGCCGGCACUGCCGCUGCCUCUGCGGCGCAACGAACGAAGCUCAAGUCAAAAGUGGGUGCCGGUGGUUUGAAAGAGAUUCCCCCGGACGUUGCAUCGGUUGCCGCGGCAGGUUUAGUGAAGCAGCCACCGUUUCUUGGUAUGUACAGAGGUUUGUUGUCUGACAAGGUUGUUGCAGCGACGUUGGCGUCAUCGGACGGCAGCGCAGUGGUGGUGGGGUGUGCUGGUGGACGUGUGUACCUCAUGGAUGGAUACGGCGUUACGUCGAUGGUUUUUACCACGCUGUUUCAGGUGCAACCGAUGUGGCUAACGGCCUUGUAUCCCACCACGGAUGUCCGAUGCGGUAUGGUGCUGCAGGCCAUGAAGGCGCCGUUGGGGGAUGGAGUAGGAGUCAUGCUGGCGUAUGCGCGAGGGAGUCUAUCGCCUGCAUUCGUUAACUUGGAGACGGUGUGUUGUUUGCGAAAUGUGGAAGGUCUAAAUAUGGUGCUUCCACUGAGGGAGCUGCCGCUUGUCUUGCUUUUUUGCACCCACGGCACGUACCUCUGGGACGUCCACUACAACUGCGUGGUGGCGUCUCUCACCGGCCUACCGUCGCUGGAGCCUUUCUCCCUUUGCAGUGUUUCACACCGUGGGGCGGCCAGUGGUGCGCUACGCCUGGCCGCAGCCAGAAAGCUUCCUAAGACGUUGUACCUGCCUUUCUGUACGGAGACGGCCAUCGUCUGGUGGACCUCCGGCAAAACCCUGGCACGACUACUCAUUGCCGACCUCCUUGCCCAGGUGUACCCGCUGCUGGACCCUGAGUUUCGGGGUCUUCCCAUGCGGGCGAUGGCGUACCUCCUCGUUCACGUGCCACCUGCGCAGCGCAAUGCAUCAGAAUAUGUGGCGAAUGUUAAGCUCCCCACGGAACAUCAGCAACUGAUGGACACUUAUGAAUGGGGCUCUCCCGCUGCUGGUGGUGGUGGUGGUGGUGGUGGUGGCAAGGACACUGGCGUCGGCUUCGCCAACCCCAAAUUCCCUAUGGACGAGGUAUUGCUUCACCGGUUUAGCCAUCUCUCCUGUGCUCCGCUGCACCCCGAGACCAUGGCGGCGUGUUUCCUCGAGACGACAUGCUCCACUGUGAAUACGCGAGCAGAGGAAUUGCGCUCCAUGUUUGGAGCCACACCUCCGCAUAGGUCGUGA
Trypanosoma rangeli is the source of this 2229-nucleotide messenger RNA. RefSeq lists its product as uncharacterized. The record is from RefSeq and is a predicted model, not a curated record. The transcript has a single exon. Bases 1 to 2229 code for a protein of 742 amino acids. Lineage: Eukaryota; Euglenozoa; Kinetoplastea; Trypanosomatida; Trypanosomatidae.